GAAUUUUGGUACCGCCUCAUCGCAUAUAAGGCCUGGAUGGCGACGAGCAAGGGGCCUUCCGCCGCUGUCCUCCUCCCUCCGUCCCGCAACGCUCCUUCGUCCCCCGUCCUUCCUUAUUUAUACGGCACGGACGCAUCGACGCUAGAAGAUCGGAUUCCCCCUGCACGAUCGUCACCAUGGCCGCUGGAUUGAGGGAGAUCGACACUAUCUUCCUGGGUGCGACGCUGCAGACGUUGCUUUAUGGGUUUUACAUCGCCGUCGCGUACGAGUGUACUCGGAUGCUGUACCUGAAGCGCAAGCAUCGCAGGGUAAACAAGUACUUGGUCGCGACGCACGUCGCAUUGUUCCUCCUGGUAUCUGUGCGCUGCAUAACGACAACAACACGAGUACUUUACGGCCUGCGCUUUCACCAACAACCCGACGGCUUCAUCGACACGGGGGCGAUGAACUCGUCUUGGUCAUUGGUCGCAAACUCCGCCUGGUAUCUUAGCAUAUUGGUCUCAGAUGCCUUCAUCAUCUACCGCGUCUACGUCGUCUGGAGAGGGAACUGGUAUGUCACCGCGCCAAUCAUUUUUGGCUGGAUUGUCAAUGCCUCGACCGGAAUCUGGUAUCUGUACACCAUGCGAUUCUACCCGAGAGGCGUCCUCACGUACUCCGGCUUGUUGACGAAAGCGGAGAUCGCAUUCGUCGCAUUCACGCUGUACACGAACCUCCUGUCAUCUCUCCUCAUCGCAUACCGCAUCUGGCACGUCCGACGCGGGGUACAACACCUCACCGACGGGCGGAAGGACGCCGUACACCAGUUGCUCGUUGUCAUGCUCGAGUCCGCUGGGUUCUACAGCAUCCUGCUGCUGGUGCACAUCAUCCUCCUCGGCUUGAACUCCCUGGUCAUGUACGUCGCCACAGACUUGGAGACGCCGACGAUCGGGAUUGUGUUCUCCUACAUUAUCGUCCGCGUCUCUGAGGGCGUUGCGCACGGGAACACCAGCAGCGGCGGGCCUACGAGCGGCGGAGAGACGUCAGGCCCGCGGAGAACCUGGACGUCGGGCGCGCGCCCGGGCGUCGGCACGAACACCAUCGACGUCGCUAUCCGCUUGGAGACCGUCACGCACCACGACAGCGACGAGCCCGUGUCGGAGACGAAGAGCACGGAUAAGUCAAAGGGUGGUGGGUGGUAGGCGUGGUGUGCCAUGGUCUGUGCGCCGCAGUUGCGCGAGCGGUGGCAUCGUGGAUGGAGGCAGAGGUGGUGUGCAUAAUGUAUCAUCGACCUGGGUCGUGUUCAAUGCGUAUAUAUGUUCUGCUAGUGUACAUACUAAGGGUUAUCGGGAACGCUCUCCUUCCUAAGGGUGCGAGGGUGUAAAAUACAAUACAGCAUUGUAUGGAUGGACUAACAAUCACUAAAGUAUCCAAGGACUGGGUCUACUAAAGUAGCAAAGGAUUCACUAAAGUACUAUACCAAACGAAUACGAUUGACUACCAGGC
Molecule: messenger RNA, 1482 nt
Organism: Schizophyllum commune H4-8
Lineage: Eukaryota; Fungi; Basidiomycota; Agaricomycetes; Agaricales; Schizophyllaceae
Exons: 7
Coding region: 177-1178 (333 amino acids)
Source: RefSeq, a predicted model, not a curated record